This is a messenger RNA of Pieris rapae (cabbage white), 1496 nucleotides long. Its product is annotated as circadian clock-controlled protein daywake. The record is from RefSeq and is a predicted model, not a curated record. The coding region runs from base 115 to 855 and encodes 246 amino acids. The transcript has 5 exons. Lineage: Eukaryota; Metazoa; Arthropoda; Insecta; Lepidoptera; Pieridae.
GUUGUGUGAUUUUUACAAGUGAUACGUCAUACGGCGACUACAUAAAUAUAGCACAGUGUCUGAGAACAAACAGUGAUUGCUUGACUCUUGGCAUAAACUUAUUAAAGCUUCGAAAUGAAACUGUCGAUUUUUGUGUUCCUCACAGCGGCUUAUUUCGCGAACUCGGAGGAAUUUUUACCGUCCUACAUCACACCAUGCGACCUAAAAAAGAGUGAUUUCAAAAAAUGUGUGCGAGAUCAAUUGGAAAAAAGUCUGCCGCUAUUUGCGAAAGGAAUACCAGAACUCGGAGUGCCGUCUAUAGAUCCAGUGGACUUGAACGAUAUACAUAUUGAUGGAAAUGGUUUAAAAUUAACCUUCACAAAUGCAAAAAUGCACGGCCUCUCAAAGGUCUCCCUGAAGGAUUUGAUCAUCGACAUCGGCGAAAAGGAAGAAAAAUUUACGCUUAGUUUGAAAGGCAACUUGAGUAUGACUUCGACUUACAACGCCGAUGGUAAAAUUUUAAUCUUACCUAUUAAAGGAGAUGGCGACGCAUUUAUUGAAUGUCGAAACGUGGAAGUGGAGAUUAACAGCAAGUUGUUGCAUAUCAAUGAUAGCAAGGGAGAACAUUUUAAGUUGGCGACGCCGCAUUACAAAUAUGAUAUCGAAUCAACUACUUUCGACUUAAAAAACCUGUUCAAUGGAAACAAACAACUUGCGGAAACAACCUUACAAUUUGCGAAUGAAAACUGGCGACAGCUCAUGGAUGACCUCGCACCACCGGUUAUCAAGCAGAUAGCUAAAACCAUCGUUAAAGAUAUAAACAAAUUCUUCUCCAAGGUUCAAAUUACCACUAUUAUCAAAGGCUAUAACCUGUAAUUAAUGUAUUGGUAUACUUUCUAUAGAUCAUACUUGGACUGCGUUGUAUAUACAAUACAAUUUGAUUUUUCUCUCGAACUGUAUCGUAUAUAAAAGUCAGCCCAAUAGCCGCAUUUGUAAGAGUCUCUAAGUUCGCAAAAACCAGGUUUAUGACUAACGUCUUUGUUAUUAUUUAAAUAAAACUACAAUACAUUUAUUACUCCUAAAGUCUGGUACAUAUAAAUUGUAUUUUACCUUCGCUCUUAAAGAUGUAUAGAGCUUUUUAAAAAUACCUUUCCGAGGACGAUUCAUAUCGUAUUUUAAGUAAGCGUAGGUAAUUUAUAGAAUGAUACUUAAAUGAAUAUAGAUAAAGUAUAAUUUUCUGACGAAUACCAGUCUGACGUUUCGAUUGUUGUCAAUGAUCUUGUCAGGUAAUUGUACAAUUACAAGCAACAUUUCCUUUAAAAAAAUAUUGUGGUAAAACCAGCUUAGCAGUAUUAUUAAUAUAGAUCAACCGAUUUAAUUUCUCACAGCAAGUUUCCAGUAACUUCGGUUCAAGUUUUAAAAUGUCACACGGAAAUGUCGCUUGCUAUAUUGAAAUAUCCAAAAUAUUUAUAUGUGUGAUUACGGUGAAAUUAAGUAAAAUAAAAUGUAUUUUUAUA